Messenger RNA from Manis pentadactyla (Chinese pangolin), 1403 nucleotides. It is a transcript of the gene HAGHL, whose product is annotated as hydroxyacylglutathione hydrolase like. Gene Ontology annotation, molecular function: hydroxyacylglutathione hydrolase activity. Lineage: Eukaryota; Metazoa; Chordata; Mammalia; Pholidota; Manidae. The coding region runs from base 272 to 1123 and encodes 283 amino acids. The transcript has 8 exons. The record is from RefSeq and is a predicted model, not a curated record.
CAGCUCGAAGGGGGCGCACGGGGAGGCGUGGCCCGGAGAGAAAAACGCUUCGCGGGGCGGGGACUCGGCGGUGGGCGUGGCCCGCGGGGCGGGAGCUCGGUUCCCCAGGAGGUACCCGGGCAGGGGACGGGCUCCCCUGCUGAAGCCCAGGGUUGCGCGUGGAGCUGCCCCCUCCCUGCGCAGCCCUGCCUACGUUUGGAGAGGAAAGCUGCCGCCCCGAGAAAGGGGCUCGGAAGGCUGGGGUCGGCGCGGGGUGGCUGCGCUCUGAACCAUGAAGGUCAAGGUCAUCCCCGUGCUUGAGGACAACUACAUGUACCUGGUCAUCGAGGAGAACACGCGGGAGGCCGUGGCCGUAGAUGUGGCCGUGCCCAAGAGGCUGCUGGAGAUCGUGGGCCGGGAGGGGGCAUCACUGACCACCGUGCUGACCACCCACCACCACUGGGACCACGCGCGGGGCAACGCGGAGCUGGUGCGGCUGAACCCCGGGCUGGCAGUGCUGGGCGCCGACGAGCGCAUCUGCGCACUGACCCGCAGGCUGGCCCACGGCGAGGAGCUGCGGUUCGGGGCCAUCCACGUUCGCUGCCUCUUGACUCCCGGCCACACCACCGGCCACAUGAGCUACUUCCUGUGGGAAGACGAGUGUCCAGACCCACCGGCGGUGUUCUCAGGGGACGCACUGACCGUCGCAGGCUGCGGCCGGCGCCUGGAGAGCUCAGCUCAGCAGAUGUACCAGAGCCUGGCCGAGACCCUGAGCACCCUGCCCCCCGAGACAAAGGUGUUCUGUGGCCACGAGCACACGCUGGCCAACCUUGAGUUUGCACAGAAAGUGGAGCCCUGCAAUGACCACGUGAGGACCAAGCUGUCAUGGGCCAAGAAGAGGGACGAGGAUGAUGUGCCCACAGUGCCGUCCACCCUGGGCGAGGAGCUCCUCUACAACCCUUUCCUGAGGGUGGCAGAGGAACCUGUGCGCAAGUUCACGGGGAAGGUGGACCCGGCUGAGGUCCUGGAGGCGCUCUGCAGGGAGCAGACAAGCUUCGAAAGGGUGGCCGAGCCGCCGCAGCCACAGGCCCGGGCGCUCCUGGCGCUGCAGUGGGGGCUCCUGAGCACACCCCGACAGAAGUGAGCUUCGAGGGGGCCAGUCAGCAUGUCCUCCUCCCUCAGACCGACCGAGCCCACUGGGUGGUGCUGCUGGAGCCUUCUGCAACCCUGCCUGCUCAGCUGCCCAGCUUCAGGGCUUCACUGUGGCACUUCUGGCGACAGAUACGUAGGGCUCCUCACCAGGAUGUUUGUGAGCCCCAAGACCUGCGUGCUGGGGAAGAGGCCUAGUGGGGUGCACAGGGCUCCCGCCCUUUGAAUAAAGCUUUGAAAGGCCUCUCUGUUGACACUGGCAGAGAUGAUCAGAA